This is a messenger RNA of Charadrius vociferus (killdeer), 1074 nucleotides long. RefSeq names its product Src homology 2 domain containing adaptor protein B (gene SHB). The transcript is spliced from 5 exons. The annotation marks the transcript as partial. Lineage: Eukaryota; Metazoa; Chordata; Aves; Charadriiformes; Charadriidae. Gene Ontology annotation, molecular function: phosphotyrosine residue binding. The record is from RefSeq and is a predicted model, not a curated record.
CACCUUCACCAUCACACCUAGCCGGGCUUUCUGCACCGCUGCCUGCACGAUGACACCAGUGACCUGAUCCGUGCAUACCGUGCCCAGAAAGACCGUGACUUUGAGGACCCCUACAGCGGGCCUGGCUCAUCCCUGCGCAAGCUGCGUGCCAUGUGCCGCCUGGACUACUCUGCACCCGAGGACCUGGGCGAGGUGGCCCCCAAGGCUUUCUCCUCCUCAUCGUGCUGUGCCAUGCCGACCACCACCUGUGCAGCUGGCUCCCCACACCUUGUUCGCAGCCACAGUGAACGCCAUCCAGCGAUGCCACCUGACAUGAAGUACAUCUCCCCCAAGCACCGGCUUAUCAAGGUCGAGAGUGGCAGUGGCAGCAAUGGCACAGGCAAGAAGCUCAACAGGGGCUCCAAGCAACUGGUGAUCUCUGUCCCCUCUGCCAUGAAAGAUAAAGUGUUGAUAGCUGAUGACUACUCAGAUCCGUUUGAUGCCAAAAGUGAGUUGAAUAGAAUGAGAAAAGGAGAGAGCACUGGCUAUAUGGAACCAUAUGAAGCCCAGAGAAUAAUGACUGAGUUUCAGAAGCAGGAAGGUAUAAAGUCCCAUCAGAAAAACAUGCAGCUCUAUGACACACCCUAUGAACCAGAAGGCAGUGUUAUGGAAUCCAAUUCUGAAAGUGUGGUGAGUCAUCAUUUACGAGAAAACAAAUUGCCACAGGAUGAUGACAGGCCUUCAGAUGAGUAUGAUCAGCCAUGGGAGUGGAACAGAGUCACCAUUCCAGCUCUGGCAGCCCAAUUUAAUGGAAAUGAGGAACGGCAAGCACCUUCUUGUCCCUCAAAUGACCAGCGCAGGCAGUUAAGAACACCUGGAGGAGGCUUUAAACCCAUCAAACAUGGCAGUCCAGAAUUUUGUGGGAUCCUGGGAGAGAGAAUAGAUCCAACUAUUCAACUGGAAAAGCAGAUAUGGUAUCACGGACCAAUCAGUCGGACAGAUGCAGAAAACCUGUUACGUUUAUGUAAAGAGUGUAGCUACCUUGUAAGAAAUAGUCAAACAAGCAAGCAUGACUAUUCUCUUUCACUGAAGUAA